Molecule: messenger RNA, 1080 nt
Organism: Penicillium chermesinum
Lineage: Eukaryota; Fungi; Ascomycota; Eurotiomycetes; Eurotiales; Aspergillaceae
Exons: 1
Coding region: 1-1080 (359 amino acids)
Source: RefSeq, a predicted model, not a curated record
AUGGCCAAUUCCAUGGAUGCUCUGGGAGCGUUCUCUCAUCUACGAACCAAUCUACCUACCUGGAUCACCCGCGUGUCUGAACUAGCCGCACAUACCGCUGCCAGACACUCCGAAUACUCCGAAGCAUACCGUCGCCAUGCUGCCUAUAAGCCCAAGCCGCGCCGCCACAAGAGCAGCUCCGUAUGCUCCGUCCGCACAGACGACGUUGUUCCUUUGUCCCAGCAGAAAUCUCCAUCCCCAGAACGCCAUUCUCUGGUAGAAUCCGCCACCAAAGAAGACACACCGACUCAACAGGCUGGGCGCAAGCGCAGCUCAGACGAGGCCCCUUCUAUCGACUCGGGCGACCGGUACGAGUAUGUCAGUACUCGCCACAAUGUGAUUAUCGACUACGACGGCCACACGCAGAAGGAGUUGGAGGAAAUUGCCCGGGACAUCGGCCUUGCUCGCAACAACAUCCGGCGCGCCAAGAUAGCGCUGCUCGGGCGUGGGGGCUUCCGAACAAAUAUUCUCAACAAGUCCGCCAAUCUGAGCACACGGGUCGAGUCGUCGCCGCUGCCUGCAUUGUCAUGCGUGCGUAGUACACGGACCGGGUCUGCCCUGGUUGGUGUCACGACGGGGUCGGCCAAUGGUAUGCGCCAGGAUUCGCCCUUUGAUUUUGCGGACAAGCAGCUGGAGGUUGCCCAUGGGCUCUGCGAGACAGCCGCGUGCCAGGUUCUUCGAUCGGGAGACUGUGCCACCGAAUUGGAUGGUGUGGAGGAGAAGUUCAAGAUGCUUCUGGACAUGGUCAAGAACGAGGUCGCUCGUCUUGAAGAAGAAAAGAAGCAGCAGGAAGCGAAGGAGGCCGAGGAGAGAGAGAAAAGUCAGCAGCAAGAGGGCUUAGCACCGGUGGCUGAUGAGGCGCCUUCGAAGCCUCCCGUCGGUGCGGCUGCUCGACUGGCCCGUCUGGGUACGUUAACUGCUAAUAAAUCCUCUUACGCUUCGACCGCCAUGUCCGGUGCCAUUGAGGUCGACGAUGGCUCCUCUACCUCUGCAGAGUCCAUUGACCUUUCUGCGAUUCGAUCAACCCGGAUUCGCGUUUAA